AACUCUCAAACAAAACCAAAAAGAAAAAAAGAAAAAAAAAAGGAGAGAAGAAAAUUUAAUGUUAAUGCUAGGAUCGCCGGAGUAUGGAUUUUCAGGCGAAGCUGCCGGUAAGUUAAACGUCCUGUUGACGGAAUCCGACGACGAAAGCGAGUUUUCAAACGACGAAGGGAAACUAGAAGAGAUAAUGCAAGAGCUUUACAAAGAGAUAACAGCAACAACGACAAGCUCUUCUCCCAACACUUCACCGCUGAUGGUAACUUUGCCGUCGCCGUCAUCUUCAUCUUCAUCAUCUUCUCCGCCACUUUAUUUGUCUCCACCGCCGUUCUCCGUCAGCGACGUCAAGAGCGAGAGCUGUGGGGCUUCCAUGUCUGACUCAUCCUCCACCGUGAUGGCCGGUAUCGAGUUCGUCGUACCCGCUGGGAAGUUACCCGAAAAAGAGAUAGGGGUAACGGAGAUGGGUUUCGACGAUGAUAAUAACACCACCACCACCACCACCACCACCACCACCACCAUCUACAACAACAACAGUGGUGAUUUCGUAGCAAGGGAAGAGGAAAUGGACGGUUGUGAUGAAGGGGAGUUAGGAAAUGAUCAAUGGCUGACAAUAGUUUUAGGGUGGGGUCCACUGGAACUGGAGGACUGGACCUGAGCUGAUGUGUUUUUUGAUGAUGAUCUUUUUUGAGGACCCAUCAAUGGAGUUUGGCCGUACAGAGAGAGAUAGGUGCCCUUAUAGUGUAGGGAUAGUGUGUCCUUAAGUAGGGUCAGUUCAGAAAACCAGGGUAUAAAGCACUGUGACAUUGUUCUUUUGUUUUUGCCCUUUCUUUUUUCUUUUGUGUAAUGGGGGUUUUCCAUCUGUCUUUAUGAAAAAGCUUUCAAUGGGGAUGCUUUGGAAAUCAACCAUGGGACUCUCAUCCAAAAAAAAAAAUACAUAUAAAUAUUUUGGUUUAUUUGUGGUUUUAGUCCUUUUAUAUCUAAUAGUUACAUUAGACUCAGAAUUCUUAAACGAGGAAAAAGUUUUCCCAACGUUGUUUUUUUGUGAACGCAAGAUUUGAACGCUAAAGUCUAAACCUAGCUGAAAGGGCAUUGAGUUCUUUAUUAUUAUGGUUUUAGUCCUCAAUAUUUAGUAGUUACAUUAGGAUUGAAUUUCUAAAGAAAGUAAAA
Gossypium arboreum is the source of this 1161-nucleotide messenger RNA. RefSeq lists its product as uncharacterized. Bases 59 to 649 code for a protein of 196 amino acids. NCBI's taxonomy places the organism in Eukaryota, Viridiplantae, Streptophyta, Magnoliopsida, Malvales, Malvaceae. The record is from RefSeq and is a predicted model, not a curated record. The transcript has a single exon.